Molecule: messenger RNA, 489 nt
Organism: Aspergillus thermomutatus
Lineage: Eukaryota; Fungi; Ascomycota; Eurotiomycetes; Eurotiales; Aspergillaceae
Exons: 2
Coding region: 1-489 (162 amino acids)
Source: RefSeq, a predicted model, not a curated record
AUGUACACAACGACGCCCACCUCCGCCUCGACAACUACAUCGUCCACGUCCACUUCAACUCUGACGAACCCCGCUUCGACAUCAUCGUCUACCUCCGGCGGAUCACAUUGGAACCCAGGUUCCGGAGUUGGAAAAGCGGCUGGCAUGUGGGUGGGCACUGGAUUCGCUAUUAUCGCAAUAAUCACAGCUGUGUUCUUUGUGCGUCGGCAUCGCAAAAAGAAGAGAGCUAGGGCGGCCACGGUAGAAGAUCCAAUGACCGGAGUCUACUCUUCAGUACAGGAGACGGCCUCGGAACCUCUGCAGCGACAUAAUAUGGAGAAUACAGUGGCUCCACAAGGACUAGAGAAUACCCAGAAGCGGGCCAAUGUUCAAGACCACCAGCUGAAGGGCGGCUUGGGAUCUCAACAUGUGAGAAUUCACCAAAUCUCUUCUGACGGCCUUGACGGGAGGAUGUUCCCGAAGAUGAUUGCUCUGGUGCUGUAUGGCUAG